AUGACUGUAUGUAUGUAUAAGCCAACGAGAAAGAGAGAGAGACAGAGUGAAUAGGAGAGGAAUUUUUUCACUCGGGCACUCAAAUCGUAGAAUGUCGGAGGACUCGUUAAUUCCGACCGCAGAAUGCUAAUGACUGGCAAUUAAUAGUGGCUCAACAUUUGCAUAAUUCGUGGGGACCUGCCUUGAGAGAGAGAAAGAGAGAAGAACGGGAUAAAACAGAUCGACAUGUUAUUGUUUCGAGAAGACAAUACGAAAUGCUAAUCUCGGAAUAUUCAGUGUGCGUGUGUUCGCCGUGGCUGAUGCACAUAUCAUAACGAUAUAUAUACUACUUACUAGACAACCUAUUAUAUAGAAAGCACGUGCUGGUGUAUAUUACAGUCUGCUACUGACCAUUCCAAUCGCUUCAUAACCUUCCUAUAGGACACCCAUAGUAUAUCAUCAGCGAUGAACCUUUCGACAGUAUAUACCCUCUGUCUCUACUUCCUUGGGAUUUUACUAAAACACACAACAGGGCUGAAUUGUGAUUGUACGACCCAAGAAUGCAUGGAUCAAAAGACCCGGACAUGCUCGGGCAUGUGGUGCUACAGCGAAACUUAUAAUGGAUACGUAGAGACCGGAUGUUUGGAUCAGCGGCAGCCAUUAUUGUGUGAGAACAGACUGUCCUCCAAACUUCCGCAACACCGAAUCUCUCACUGUUGUAACGACAGGGAUUUCUGUAACAAAAAUGUAGUGCCAACUCCGGCUCCACCACGAAACAUUCACGAGGUAAUUGAAGUAGACGAACCAGAAGAUCCAAAAUAUGACAACGCAAUAUUAAAUGACGUCUUAUCAAAUAAAAAUGAUGACGUAAACUUGUUAAAGCAUGAUGCAGAUCAUACGGACUGCCCAUGCGCAUUAAAUGGACCAAGUAAAGACAAUUCCAAAAUGUUGAACCCGAUCUACAUUGCGGUUCCGGUUGCAGGAGUUUGCGUACUCUUGGCUUUAGUCAUUUUUGCCAUGUACUUACUGCGCAGGCGCACUGAUUAUUACGAGAGGUAUAACUAUCCUCGAAAUGUGACAGUUCCGCCAUGUCACAUGAUCAGCGGUGCCAAGCAAAAUUCAUCUCCAUGUAAGAUAAACAGAUGCACAGACAGUGAAAGGUCGUCUGCAAGCAGUGAAACAAGACUGUUCCUAUAGAAAAAAAACGGGUCAAAUAAGCAACACCUAGUGGGAACAUGUUGUUCUAUUCAGCAAACACUCGGAUGACGUUGGAUAUGACGUCAUGUUGGCUUCACAAGACUUAUCAAAAACCCAGAGGAUAUUCAGAUUAUGCGUUUGCUAAUGUGUAUUUGACUGAGGAGCAUCCUAUGGAAGGAAAUAAAGAGUCUCUAGCUCGGCAGGAAAGGAAAUUCUCAUGAUUUAAGGAUCUCGAUGUGAAAGUGACGUCAUUUUCAUUUCUAAUCAGUCAAAAACAUGAUCAUAUGACUUAUAACGAUUUUGUUUUUGUAUUAACACGUUACGCAUUGGUACAAAAUGUUAUGUUAAAUGACGUGGGAGCUUGUGUCCUGUGUAUAUGUGCUAUUUAUGUUUGUGAGUAUAUGUAUUGAGAAAUGUUUGGAGUACAAAUCUAAUCUAAAAGGGAUUUUUUCUGUAUAUCAUUAUUACAUGGUAUGGAUGCGAUAUGCGGCUGGUGCUAUGUUUUUUUUUUAUAUUAUAAAUCUGUAAAUGUCGUAUGAAACCUUGCGAAGCGUGAUUGUGCGUGAUCAGAUUAGGAGGCGCAAUCCUCUGCAUUGUUACCUGAAUGAAAGACUGCCUCGUUUUCAUCCCGCUUUGAAUCUCAUUCAUUACUUGAGUGCCAAAUGCAUCCUCUUCAGUCUAAAUAUUUAAUAACAAUUGAUUUUAGCGUGCUUGAAGUAACAUGAUAAUUGAAUCACAAAAUUCAAGCCCUAGGGAUCUUGAAAAGAAGGAAGAAUCACGUUUUGUCUCAGUUUUGCAUUAGAAAAAAGUGCGCGGCUGAGAAUUAUAGUGCGCUCGUCUUACUUUCAUGCCUUAGGUCAAGUUGGAAAGACAAAGCAAAAUCCAUGACAGAAUAAAUCUCCUAACUUGAAGUUAAAAUUAUUUAAUAAUUACCAUUUUUUAUGUGUCUUUCGUAACUGUCUUGCCUUUGGUAUGUCAAAAUACCCACUACAUGUUCAUGAAAUAGGCGAAAAUAUGUUAUAUAGAUUGUAUUUGAAUUUUAAAUGUUGCCAUAGCAUUUUGAAUAUUAUACCGUAUGUGUAAACUGAACCGAUCCGAGCUCAUUAAUAAAAGUUUAACUACCAAAUACCCAUUAAACUACUCAGGUCAAGGAUGCAUCAAAAACAUUCAUAUUGAUGUAAUUAGUGUUGUCUUUUGAUUCUAUGAAUCUGCAUUAUGUAUCAUCAUCAUGAGGGUGGGAAAUGUAAGAGCAUUGUGAGUGUUCGAAGCUUUUGCAGCAACAGCCCUGGUUAAUGAAUGAAUGUUAUUUUUUAUCUAUGGAAAGCCUUGUUGGUCACAAAAGAAAUGUUAUUUGAAAAUAAAAACUAUGUAAAUAACGA
Messenger RNA from Magallana angulata, 2555 nucleotides. RefSeq lists its product as uncharacterized. The transcript is spliced from 3 exons. NCBI's taxonomy places the organism in Eukaryota, Metazoa, Mollusca, Bivalvia, Ostreida, Ostreidae. The record is from RefSeq and is a predicted model, not a curated record. The coding region runs from base 445 to 1176 and encodes 243 amino acids.